AUGUCUACCAAGACAUCACAAGACGAUGUCAAUGACAAGCGCAGAGCCAGCGAUUCUGUAGACGUCGAGCAACAAGGAAGACCAGUUGCCCUAGAUUCUGGUCUUCCAAAGUCUUUGAGUGCAGGUUCUGCAUUAGCCCUUGGUGCCUUUGGCACGACGUUGACCACUCUUUCACUGGGUCUAAUGGAAUGGAGAGGAGUCACAACCUACAAUGUCUUCGUGGCCAACUUCUUCUUCAUCGCUGCAUUUGGUCUAUUGAUCACGGCGCAAUGGGAACUAUCUAUUGGGAAUGGCUUUGCGUAUACCGUGUUCAGCGCUUUCGGCCUUUUUUACGCAGGUUACGGAGCUUUACUUACUCCAGCUUUUGGGGUUGCCCAAGCAUAUGGUGGAACCGACGCAGCAGAGUAUAACAACGCGGUGGGGUUUUUCAUGAUUCUAUGGACGGUAUUCGUCUUUACAUUCCUCAUCGCAUCACUUGCAAGCAAUAUUGCCUACAUUUUGGUCUUCUUCCUUGUUGAUCUUGGAUUCUUGACCGUUGCUGCAAGCUAUUUUGCGAAAGCUGAUGGCCAUGCUGCGUCUGCUCUCGCAUUACAGAAGUCCGGUGGAGUUUUCUGUUUCUUGGCUGGUUUAGUAGGAUGGUAUAUCGUGUUUCAUCUGCUAUUACAGGAUUCUAUUGUUGAUCUGCCGCUUGGUGAUACAUCUCGAUACUUUGGGAAGAAGAAGGGGAAGGGAGAGUAG
Molecule: messenger RNA, 738 nt
Organism: Penicillium malachiteum
Lineage: Eukaryota; Fungi; Ascomycota; Eurotiomycetes; Eurotiales; Aspergillaceae
Exons: 3
Coding region: 1-738 (245 amino acids)
Cellular component (GO): plasma membrane
Molecular function (GO): acetate transmembrane transporter activity
Source: RefSeq, a predicted model, not a curated record